CGCAUGCGCCAGAGGGGAAGGAAAGGAGGCGAGGGUGGGUGCGGGUCAGGCGUUGAGGCAGCUCCUCCUCCAGUCCGCCGCCGCGGAAGUGACUGGGCUUGUUGUGGGGUCGAGGUGGCGCCGCCGACUUGUUUUUCCUUGCCUCCCUCCUCCGCCUGCCCGCCCGCCCGCCACUCGCGUCCUGGCACGAGCCUUCGGGAUUCUGAGGUUUUGAAAAACAACAGUGUUGAAUGAAAAAUCUAGGGACCUUCAUUGCAAGUUGGAGUGCUUAACACUAGACUGAACAAACGACACCUAGAAGUGCAAGCAGACAGAUGUGGGUGAUUGACUCAUGGACGCAGAUAACCCAGUUCAUUCAUCCAGCGUUAACUAUAAUUUGGACACAUUCUUUAGAGAUCUACAGUACUUGAAAACUUUCAGAAAGCUUUGCAGCUUCUAUACAUCUCAACAGUAUUGUACCUGAAAUCAUUUUGCUCUCGGAAUGAAGAGGAUCAGGCAGACAGCUAAAGCUGAAAAUCCAGUUCUUCAAACACUACAGAGGACAAAAAAGCAGAAGACUGGUUUUUACAACACUCUGUUUGAUACAUCUCAUCCUUUUACCUUGAUGGACUGGGGAAGUCUGCCACACCACGUAGUCUUGCACAUCUUCCAGUGCCUGCCUCUUGUUGAUCGUGCCCGUGCAUCUUCAGUUUGCCGGAGAUGGAAUGAAGUGUUCCAUAUUCCUGAUCUCUGGAGAAAGUUUGAAUUUGAGCUUAAUCAGCCUGCUACUUCAUACUUGAAGUCUACUCACCCAGAUCUUAUUCAACAGAUUAUUAAAAGACAUGCUGAUCAUUUGCAGUAUGUCAGCUUCAAGGUUGAUAGUAGUACAGAGUCUGCAGAAGCAGCUUGUGACAUCCUAUCUCAGCUGGUGAAUUGUUCUAUCAAGACACUUGGCUUGAUUUCAACGGCAAAACCAAGUUUCAUGAAUGUUUCCAAGGCUCACUUCGUAUCAGCUCUUACAGUAGUAUUUGUCAAUUCCAAGUCAUUAUCUUCCAUCAAGAUUGAAGACACACCAGUAGAUGAUCCAUCCUUGAAGGUCCUUGUUGCAAACAAUAGUGACACUUUAAAAUUGCUCAAAAUGAGCAGUUGCCCUCAUGUUUCACCAGCUGGAAUUCUUUGUGUUGCUGACCAGUGUCAUGGCCUUAGGGAGCUCGCUCUUAAUUACUAUCUACUAAGUGAUGAAUUGUUACUGGCUCUUUCAAGUGAGAAGCAUGUUAAUCUUGAACAUCUCCGUAUAGAUGUUGUGAGUGAGAAUCCUGGACAGAUUGAAUUUCACGCUAUCAAAAAACAAAGCUGGGAUGCUCUCAUUAAACACUCCCCCAAAGUCAACAUUGUGAUGUACUUCUUCCUAUAUGAGGAGGAAUUUGAUGCAUUCUUCAGGGAGGAAACACCUGUAACUCAUCUUUAUUUUGGCCGUGCAGUAAGCAAAUCAAUGCUCGGACGUAUUGGACUGAACUGCCCAAGGUUGAUUGAAUUGGUUGUCUGUGCUAAUGGCCUACAGCCCUUGGAUGAUGAACUCAUUCGCAUUGCUGAACGCUGUAAGAAUCUAACUGCCAUGGGGCUUGGUGAAUGUGAAGUUACAUGUCGAGGCUUCAUUGAGUUUGUAAAGAUGUGCGGAGGCAGGCUUACCCAGCUGUCCAUUAUGGAGGAAGUGCUUAUUCCAGACAAUGACUACAAUCUGGAUCAAAUUCAUUCUGAAGUUUCCAAACACCUUGGAAGAAUGUGGUUUCCUGAUAUGAUGCCAACAUGGUAAAAAAAAAUCAAUGAGGCAAAAGACCGAAUUGGUCAGAACUGUAGUACAGGGUGUUGCUUUCUAUGCAAAUAAGGAAUCUUAAAUAUAAACAUACUGAAUUAUUUUCCUCAGUUAAUUGCAUACCGGCAGUACUAUGCCAAUCAUAAAAUGGAAUAGAGUAUACUGAAUAGUGUAUACAUUGAAAGUAUAUCCAUAAAGUGCUUAGUUUAUCCUCCAGUUAAUUGGAGUAUUUUUAACAGAUUUGUAUUUAAUUGUUAAGCACUUGGUUUAGUACAAGUUACUUUUGUACUAGUAUUUCUGGUGUGGCUAAACACUUUGGCCUUCUUGGUAAACUUCUGCCUAAUGGGUGUCUGGAUUUUGAGUUAAAGUGCUGUUUCUCCUGUUGCUGUUCCUUUAAUUAAAACCAGUGGUUAUAUACAACUUGUAAACAACAACAGCUUAUAGUAUGAUGCCUGAGGCCUAUAUUUGUAUUAGUAUUGUGACAAUGCUCAAGCUACAACAGGACAACUGUGUAAAUGCACUAUUUCACUGUUUCUCUCCCCCCCAACCCCCCUAACCAUCUGAAUGCAGCCCUGUUUAGGGAAGCAUUUAAUGUUUAACAGACUAUUGUAUUUUAAUAUUCUGUUGGAAGCCGCCCAGAGUAGCUGGGGAAACCCAGCCAGAUGGGCAGGGUAUAAAUAAUAAAUUAUUAUUAUAAUUAUUAUAACCAGUUGAAAAAUUGCUUAUGUAACUGUAUAGAAAACAUUGGUCAAUACAUGUCCGAGAGCUUACGGUUUUUCUAGUUAUGGGUGGAUGGUGGCACUGCAGAUGGCAGCCAUAGUGAUCACAGCAAAGGCAGUUCGGAAACAUCUCAGCCUUCCGCCACUUGUAAAUUAAGUUAUCCUCUUCAGCAGUCACUGCCCAUACAUGUGCUGUAAGCACAGCUUGAAGCGUGGUAGAAUUGCAAGUUCACUUUCCUCCAGCAGCUUUUCUCAUCUUGCCAGUCUGAUACAAGCAAUCAUUUGAUUUUUCUUCUCUGCCGAACAACCCACAGAGAGAACUCUUACUACUACCUGUACACAGGAUUCCAUUAUGUAAAUAAAACAGAUACCAGCAUUGAGAAAGGAUAGAUAAUGUAUGUCUGUAUAGUAUUGAUGCUACUUAUAAGUGAUGCCUCUGCAGGAAAAUAACUUGUGUUUCUGAAUGUUCUGAUAUUAAAGAUACUGGUUACCCGAA
This is a messenger RNA of Podarcis raffonei (Aeolian wall lizard), 3007 nucleotides long. Its product is annotated as F-box/LRR-repeat protein 21-like. NCBI's taxonomy places the organism in Eukaryota, Metazoa, Chordata, Lepidosauria, Squamata, Lacertidae. Gene Ontology annotation, cellular component: SCF ubiquitin ligase complex; nucleus; cytosol. Gene Ontology annotation, biological process: SCF-dependent proteasomal ubiquitin-dependent protein catabolic process; G2/M transition of mitotic cell cycle; entrainment of circadian clock by photoperiod. The record is from RefSeq and is a predicted model, not a curated record. Bases 482 to 1792 code for a protein of 436 amino acids. Gene Ontology annotation, molecular function: protein binding. The transcript is spliced from 7 exons.